UGCGAUCGAAAUUUUUUUGAGAAAAGUAUAAUAUUAUUGUUUAUAAUGUGCAAAAUACUGUGAUUUUUCAAGAAUAUAAGAGUUAUUUAGAUAAUUUAAUGCAAAAGAAAUAAUAUAUAAACAUGUGUUACAUGUAAAACGUUUUUAUUAAAUAAGUAACCAUAAAGCAUAGAGUGCGCUCAAAACUCAACCACUUGUUAACAUUUUCAAUGCAGCCACAAAACCGAACGGAAAGAGUUAAUUCAUUUCGUGUAAAAUGAAGAGAAUGUCCUGUCAUGUCACGUCGUAUUUAAUAUUCCUUUUGUUACGUUCUUUUACUAAAGCGGCAAAUACUGAUAGCUGUUUAGUAAGUCGUCGUCAGGUUCCAUAUCAUACCGAAGAGCUGUCAGACGACGAGUUCAACACCUUUAACUCUCUAUCCGAUAUUUCACAUUUAAAGGAAGCCGCCAAACAAAUACUUAUACCUCGUGUGGUUGGCACUAAUGGCCAUAAACAGGUUCGCCAAUAUAUCGUCAGAAGCCUUCGCGAUCUCGGCUGGUCGGUAGAAUUGCACAAAUUUCAUGAUACAGUGCCGAUUUUAGGACAAUUGCAAUUUCAAAACAUUAUUGCUUCGUUAAACCCAGAGGCUGAUCGGUACUUAAUAUUAAGCUGUCACUAUGACAGCAAAUACAUGGGAGAUUUGCAAUUUGUGGGAGCCACCGAUUCGGCGGUGCCUUGUGCAAUGCUUUUGAAUUUAGCAAAAGUCCUGAAAGUUCAUUUAGCUGCUUUCCGCAAUACGUCUCUCAGUUUGAUGAUGAUAUUUUUUGAUGGUGAGGAGGCUUUCGAGGAAUGGUUGCCGGAAGACUCUCUAUACGGUUCGCGGCGCCUCGCACGGAAAUGGGAAACUGAAGGCUUUCUCGAUAAAAUUGAUAUAUUAAUGCUUUUGGACUUGUUAGGUUCCCCUGAUCCGACCUUUUAUAAUUUCUUUAGCAACACAGAGUCCUGGUAUUCGCAUUUGUUGUCGCUAGAGGAACGUUUGAUAAAGGCGGGAUUUUCAGCAUAUGCUAAUAGCGGUAUCAGUCAACUACAACCUCAGCGUUAUUUUCAAGCGCAAACGUUGCGAACGGCUUAUCUAGAAGAUGACCACACGCCGUUUUUAAAACGUGGUGUACCUAUCCUACACAUAAUACCAUUACCGUUCCCACCAUUCUGGCAUACCAUCGAAGAUAACGAAUCGGUUAUUGAUUUUGUAACAACUGAAAAUUUGGCCCGCAUUGUACGUUUGUUUACCAUGCAGUAUUUGUUGGGUGAUAUUAAGAAAAAGAAAACCUAGCAAAAUAAUGAUAUGAAAUAAUCUGAAAAGAUCUUCUAAAUUCAACCUUUUUUUAAAAGGCAAAAAGAAGCUAACUUUUAAUAAAUUAUUUUCAUUGCACACUAAAAGUUACAAGAUAAAAACUAUUUUUAAAAAGAGCCAAAAUGUGAUGAACUGAACAAACUUUU
This is a messenger RNA of Glossina fuscipes, 1479 nucleotides long. RefSeq names its product glutaminyl-peptide cyclotransferase-like. Lineage: Eukaryota; Metazoa; Arthropoda; Insecta; Diptera; Glossinidae. The record is from RefSeq and is a predicted model, not a curated record. The transcript has a single exon. Bases 257 to 1312 code for a protein of 351 amino acids. Gene Ontology annotation, molecular function: zinc ion binding; glutaminyl-peptide cyclotransferase activity.